Messenger RNA from Macrosteles quadrilineatus (aster leafhopper), 3687 nucleotides. RefSeq names its product ADP-ribosylation factor-like protein 3. NCBI's taxonomy places the organism in Eukaryota, Metazoa, Arthropoda, Insecta, Hemiptera, Cicadellidae. The coding region runs from base 201 to 746 and encodes 181 amino acids. Gene Ontology annotation, biological process: cilium assembly. Gene Ontology annotation, molecular function: GTP binding; GTPase activity. The record is from RefSeq and is a predicted model, not a curated record. Gene Ontology annotation, cellular component: cytoplasm; microtubule cytoskeleton. The transcript has 4 exons.
CCGACGACGAACCAACAAUCAACGACAACUGGAACUGAGAACUGAGUUCUGUUAAUUUUGUAUUUGUAUUUACAGUUUAUUACUUUAUUUAAUUUCAGUUAUAGUUUAUGUAUCUAAAAUAUUGUUGUGUCUAACCAUACUUGCAUAUCCUUCUCUUAUGGUACGAUCACAGUGAAGUGAAUCACAGAAGAACAUUGAUAAUGGGGUUGCUAUCAAUUUUAAGAAAACUUAAAUCUUCUCCAGACAAAGAAUUAAGGAUUUUACUUCUUGGUUUGGACAAUGCUGGAAAAACAACUCUUCUGAAAAAACUUGCUUCUGAAGAUGUGACUCAUAUAACACCGACUCAAGGCUUCAACAUAAAAUCUGUUCAAUCUGAUGGAUUCAAACUUAAUGUUUGGGACAUUGGUGGGCAGCGAAAAAUCAGACCUUACUGGAGAAAUUACUUUGAAAAUACAGAUGUUCUGAUUUAUGUGAUUGAUAGUUCUGACCGCAAACGCUUGGACGAAACUGGUUAUGAACUUUCAGAAUUGUUGAUGGAUGAAAAGUUGGUCGGAGUUCCAUUGUUGGUCUAUGCCAACAAACAAGAUUUGUUACAUGCAGCCUCUGCCUCAGACAUUGCUCAAGGUCUGGCUCUGCACAUGAUAAAGGACCGACCCUGGCAGAUACAAGCUUGUAGUGCUACAGCUGGAGAAGGAGUCAAGGAUGGAAUGGAAUGGGUGAUACGGAAUGUAGGGAAAAAGAAAUAAAACGAUACCUGAAGUGCCUGAAUAAAUGAUCUACUACCGACGAAUCUGAAGAGAAAAUUAGUGCCUUCUCUUGGGUAAAUUGUGAGAAACAUGACGACAAGUAGGCCUAUUUGAUUCACAAAACAGAUAUAGGUAAUACUAUUUCUAUUUCUUUACAAAUUUUUUAUACCAAAGAUAAAUUAUUGUUAUAUUAUGUUUUCUAGUCAACUACAUUUAGCUUGGUUUUGUAAUUAUUUUAUAUUAAAGUCCAGUCUGCUUUUAUAGACUUAACUUAAUGAUGCUUAUGAAUCGUAUAUUUUUGAUUUUUGACCAUCAUACGCUGCCGUUUGUACUCUAUAUUUAUAUGUAGAUAUAUAUAUAUAUAUAUAAAUUAUCUGGGUAAGUUAAUCGAAUGGCUACUGAACUCCCUUCAUAUCUGAAGGUCGCUGGUUUGAUUCCAAGUGAGAUUGUUGCCAAAUCCAGAUGCCAUUUGUCAUUGGGCUAUCAAUUAAUGAUGUUGUCUAAUUACAGGUCUAGGUUGGAUAGUUACUAGACCAGGGUUUGGACUGUUCCCUUAUACUGAACGUGAAAUAAAUGCCACUGGCGUAGAAAGACACAAUUUAAAAAAAAUUAUAAUUACAGUACAAACCUGCUAAUCUAUCACAUACGUGACCGAGACCAUGGUCUGAACAAUAAAAAGGUCAUACUAUUCAAAAGCAUAUUAAAAGACCAUAUUAAUUUCUUGAAUGACAUUUAUUUAAAAUAAUACAGUAUGUGUAGAACAAUAUACUCUUAAAACUUUUAAAUGUUGCAUUAUUUGUGUUCAAAAGUAUAUUUAUUUUACCAUAGUUGACAUAAAUACAGUAAAAGUUAUAUUUUUUGCCUCACUACCAGCAAUAAAUAUACAAGAUAAGUAAAAUACAACUCAUACAGACAUUUUAAACACUGAUAAUUGUUUAACCUAAUAAUAAUUUCUUAUUUCACCACUUUGAAAACAUAGAAUACUCAUACUUGUUUUUAGAUGUAUCAUGCAGCAGAUUUGAGCUUAACUCUCUUGACUUAUCAAUUAUUUCAUGUGGGAUCUCACAACAUUGUCUAUUGUAUUGUAAUGCAUUCUGUGAUAAUGGAAUAAUUGGUAAAUGAUCACAGUAAUCUUUACAAUGGCAGUCCUCAAUUGGAGUGAUUCACAUUCAAACUAAUGGAAUAUUAGCAUUAUUGCAGUGGGUGAGCCUAUUAUGUGCCGGGGAGAGGUAGUUAGCUUCAUCGACACCCUGUAGCCUGUAGCGUUCUUGUAAUUUCAUUACAAAACUGACUGGUAAAUCUAUUGUACACUAGCUGACUUUACUCGUGGCCCUAUUCCAGCUGACUUCAACUGUUCCUUUCUGUAAACGAUUUCGGGUCCAUAAGAGUAUAAAAAGCAACUGCUUACCGUGAAGUGUGACGGAAAUUUGAAUAGCAGCCAAAUUGAGCUAUAAUGCAGAAAAUAAGGAGUUUUACUGUAUCAAGGGGGGAAAAUAAUUUUAGUAGAAUAAAAAGACAAAUAUUUGUAAUGUUUGUUGUCAUCGAUAGAAUUUAAACAAUACACAUACAGGCAAACUAUACUUUCCAUUUUUAUGAGUAGUUUUCAAGUACCAAGAGAAAACAGAUUCAGGCUGUCAAUGAGAUUGCUGUUUUCAUGUAACAAGUUCUUAAAUUUAGUAGAAUAGACAGUUGUACAAAAACUAAUGGUCACAGCACAGCUGUUGUGAAAUCUUUUAGUUGGGUAUUUUAAAUUUUACUGCUAUGGGGUCUCUAUAUAUUCAUUAAAAUGGCAACUGAAAUAAGAUGCAGAGACUAGUCUUGCUGACCUCGUCCUGUAAUGAAUGAAUAACUAAAAGUAAAAUGGUUUUUUUUCAAUUACAAACAGCCAAUGACAAUGCUGCAUCUGUGAUGUAAACAGUGGUUCAGGCAUCACUGACUAAGAUAUUCUAAAUAUCCAUGUUGUUAUGAAAUUCUUUCCUCAUUCUUGUUCAAAAAAAAAAAAAACACUCUAAAACUAAUUUUAAAAGUGAUAAGAAAUUUGUUGUGCUUUGAGCUUUAUUACGUUUUAAUGGUUUUAUCUAAAACUUUUGCUAUUAGUAGAACUUCAACUAUCUGAAUCAAAAGGGACCGAACCACUUUCGGAUAGUGUGAUUUUUGCCGAAUUGCGGAGUAUAUUAUAGAAAGUAAGUCAAGUCCAGCCGAGCUUUAACUAUUGCGAUCGCAGAACCUGUAUGCGAAGAUUUCACAAUUGAAAAAUUCACGCUAUUGCUGCAAUUGCGGAGGGCGAUGAAGAUUUUUGUGACCACGGGAGAUGUUCAGGAUUUUUCCGCAAUCAUGGCUUCUCUUUAAUUAUUAAUAAUGAUUAUUAUUACUGUAGUUUUUAAAAUUCUUUCUGUAAGCAGUUCGAAUAAUUGGUGAUUCGGAUAUUUGGAGUUCAGAUAAAUUUAGCUCUACUCUACUAUACUUGAUACUUAAACUGUUCUAAUUAUCCUCAUGUGUUUCACAUUAUAACAUUGAAUUAAAAAUACACACUGUAUUUGGGAUCUCAACAAUUUAUUAUUAAUUAUUAAUUUAUAUGUCUUUCACGCUAACUUCACUAUAUGUAUUUUAGGCAGGUAGGUAGGUAGGCCUACCUAUAUUAUACACUAUUUUUCUAGUCAGUUAAUUUGCUUCAAUCCAUCCUAUGUAGUAGCCUAUUAGAAUAUGAAUACAGCUGGAUAAGACUGUUGUUUAUUAAACAUUGAUCUCAUCAGUUAAGACAUUUUAUGGCACAGUUAUAAUUAGUACUGUGAUAGUCUAAAGCACAAAAACACUCACCAGACAAUAUUAAGUAAUUAAAUAUAUAAUUGUGAUAUAGCAAAUUUUAAGUAAAAUGACAAGCACGUUUUAGUUGUGUAUCAUGUAUAACCAGUCCGUCCUAAAAAAGUAAAUAAAGAUAUUU